CCUCCCCACCCAAAUGAAACACGCAUCCAGGGCCGGCAUCCUGCGCACACUGCAUCCGCUCCAGCUGCAGGCCGAGUGCGCCGCCGGCGGCGCCUUCCAUCGCACUGAGGACGGAGGCGGUGGCACCGGCAGUGGCAGCGGCCUAGGCGAGCGGAUCGAGCUGGCCGAGGUCGAGUGCGAUGUGGAUACGAUCAAGAAGCUGAAGCUCGGGCAGCGCUCUUCGCUCUGGUCGCGACCCUCCUCCACCACCUCCCAGCUGCAGCAGCAGCAACAGCAGCAGCUCGAUCACCAACAGCAGCAGCAGCAGCAGCAGAUGCGACAGAAGGAUCACCAGCAGCAGCAUCAGUCAAAGGAUCACCAGCAGCAACCACACAAGAGAGCGCAUUCAAAGUCACCGCAGCCGCAACAACAGCAGCCGCUGCAACAGCAACGUCAACAACAACAUUCACCCGCUCCUGGCCAGAAAUUGCUAAGCGAGAAAUCGGAUUACUCGAUAUCCGUCUGAGACAUUGGUAAGAUCUGAUCGCAGGAUCAGCAUCUAGGAUGAGACAGGGCCGGCAGGCCCAGGCCAAGCCCAGCAGGCCGCCCGAUGGCCAAAAGUCUCAGCGAAAUCGAAAUUGAUCAGCCUCCCCUUUUGUACAUUUUUGUAAUGCAUUUGUUACCUUGCCACCAAGCCCUCGCCCCCGUAUCUCCACUAUAUUCCCCCUUUUGGAAGAGACCCCAAUAUCCAGUAAAAACAAAAAAUAAACCUCCUAAGCAACACUAAGUAAACUUUCGGACAAUCAGUAUCAAAAUUUCUGCACCAACCAUCCAUGAAACCAUAACCAUAACCAUACCCACAGCCAAAAACCAAAACCAAAACCAAACCAAAGCAUACCGAAUCAAACACUUCCCAUUAUAAACUCCUGCCCGUAUUUAUAGAGGUCAUAAUAUAUCUAAGUAUUAACGAUUGUGCAUGCUACUAUACAUAUAGUUAUAGUAUAUAUAUAUUAUAUGAAUGGCAUGUGUCCAGAGACAGAACCCAGGUCAGUUGUCGAACUUCCAAAAAUGUUGUAUGUACAUAUACUAACGUAGUCUCUUAAGUAUCCGUAAUGACUAAUCACUCGAAACUGUAACUCAAACUACUAACUGCAAAGCUAUCGAAUACUAUCGUAUCGAACUCGAACUUGAACUUGAACUUGAACUGUUUUCCCCCAUGUAUGUCUAGGGAGUAAAAGGAUGAUCUUAUAUGAUAGAUGUGUCCCGAUUUGUAAUGAGUGUUUCUGGGCUAUAGCUACUCCUAAAGUAGUAAGUUUCGGUUUUGUAGUGCUCUCCCGAUGAAGCGAUGAAACGAGGAAUUUAAUCUUGAAAUUUCAACUAAACCAAAACACUCAGAUAUACAUAUAUGCUGUGUACAAAUUUAUAUGAAUGUAUAUUUAUAUAUUAUGUGUCUACGUUAUGAGACAGUCGUGUGCUCAUGUAUAUAGGCUAUAUAUACCGAUACUCGAGAUAUAGUAUAUAUACAAUCGAAGAAUACUCUCUAUACAUCUAGUUGUUAGCGAAUCCACGUACAGGUAGAGUAUCUGAGUAUAUUUUGUAAAUAAUCAAAAAAUCGAACCCCAAAAGGACUGACAAUGAUGCAUGAUUCCACUGAGAAAAAAUCACAGAAACAGAAGCAUAAAAGCAAAAAUAGAAACCAAGUAAAGCCACAAUGAAAAUGUUAACUAAAUGUAUUCGAUAUAGCCGAUGUACACACACACUCGAAUAUGUCGCCAGCUGAAUUUGAAUUCAACGCAGUAUUCAUAGAUAAUAUGACAUGAUAUCGCCAGUAUCCACACAUUAGUGUUUCCAUUACAAUAAGCUGUCGUCUCAUUCGUCGAUACAGAGUUGUAGAUAAAUGUUUUUAAAAGCGAAUUAAACGAUAGGAGAAUCAAAUACAAAUCGUAAUCAAAUUUCGAAAUAUUACAACACUCAAUCAAGCAGAAGCAGCAGCAGCAGGCCAGGAACGAAAGCCAAGUUAGGAGCAGACAAACAAACUACAAAUUAACAUAACUCUUAGUUCGUAUCGAAUAAUCCAAGUAAUACGAGUACGUAGCUGUAUUUUAAACUAGCCUACGAAAGCAUAAGGAACCCAUUAAACAGUCAAAUAGGAGCGGUAAAGGAGCGAACGUAUCGAACCCAUUUCGGAAACCAUGUGCCAAAAUUUGUUUUUAGAAAAAAGCUCUCAUAAAUUACGAGUAUACAAUAAAAUAAUGCAAGCCAUGAAAAGCGAGUAUAAAUAGAAGCCAUGAAUUAUGAACAUACAAAUUAGAGUCACACAAUCCACACCACAGCAUAAAGUCGCAGAUUAAGGUGUUCACUUUUGGGGGCAAACUUAUUGGGCCCAGGUCCCAGCCCAAAACUUUUUUUAAGACUCUUUUUUUUUGGAAUAUAAAAUGAAAACAGCACUCUUUGUUUAUAUAGCAAUUGCGGUGCGGCGACAUUAAUGCCGCAGUCGGGUUUUAGUCGGUCUUUUUUAUAUGAAUUUAUUUGUACGAAGCAAUGAAAAUGGUUUAUUACAUUCAACAUCGAAUUUUACGAAUUUAUUAAUAACAACAACAGCAAGUUGCGACUGCAAGGUGCAACCUCACAGCAAAGUCUACAAAUCAAAAGAGAAAAUUAACUUAAUAGAUCACAAUCAAAAUGAGAACAAAACCAAGUACAUAUACGAGGGGAAGAAACAAUUUUUAUGUUUAACAUAUAAUUAGCACAACAACUACAAAAUAAAAACUAUUAAUGUAAAAACA
Molecule: messenger RNA, 2765 nt
Organism: Drosophila serrata
Lineage: Eukaryota; Metazoa; Arthropoda; Insecta; Diptera; Drosophilidae
Gene: Dscam2
Product: Down syndrome cell adhesion molecule 2
Biological process (GO): axon guidance; dendrite self-avoidance; homophilic cell-cell adhesion
Cellular component (GO): axon; plasma membrane
Molecular function (GO): cell-cell adhesion mediator activity
Source: RefSeq, a predicted model, not a curated record